Tupaia belangeri chinensis (Chinese tree shrew) is the source of this 1520-nucleotide messenger RNA. RefSeq names its product ECSIT signaling integrator (gene ECSIT). The record is from RefSeq and is a predicted model, not a curated record. Gene Ontology annotation, cellular component: mitochondrion. Gene Ontology annotation, biological process: cell surface receptor protein serine/threonine kinase signaling pathway; innate immune response. Lineage: Eukaryota; Metazoa; Chordata; Mammalia; Scandentia; Tupaiidae. The transcript is spliced from 8 exons. The coding region runs from base 125 to 1414 and encodes 429 amino acids.
CUGGCUCCCUAACGGCCCCUGACCCGGAAGCGCUCUUGGCCAACAUGGCGGCGCCCAGCAGCGAGACGGAGCUGGCCGGGAGUCCGAUGCCGAUUGCCUGAGGGGAACUCCGACACUCAGAGGCAUGGGCUGGGUCCACGCCAUCCUGCUGGCCCGAGGCCUUGCCAGGGGCUGGGGCGGCGUCUGUGGGGCUGCCCUCUCUCAGGUGCCCCUCCAGGUCCCUCGGGGCCUCCACUGCAGCGCAGCCGCCCUCAGCUCCGAACUGUCGCUGGUGUCCCGCCCGCCGGACCCCCCGCGGAGGCCGGCGAGGGCCCUGGCGCCCCACGAGGAGCUGUUCAGACAGGCGCCGGGUGAGGAGCGGGACAAGGCGAGCUUCGUGCGGGCAGUGCGCAGCUUCGAGCAGCACAGCGUGCGCAAGCGCGGCCACGUGGACUUCAUCUACCUGGCGCUGCGCAAGAUGCGCGAGUUCGGCGUGGAGCGCGACCUGGCCGUCUACAACCUGCUGCUCGACAUCUUCCCCAAGGAGGUCUUCAAGCCUCGCAACGUCAUCCAGCGCAUCUUCGUCCACUACCCGCGGCAGCAGGAGUGCGGCAUCGCGGUGCUCCACCAGAUGGAGAGCCACGGGGUGAUGCCCAACAAAGAGACGGAGUUCCUGCUGGUGCAGAUCUUCGGGCGCAGAAGCUACCCCAUGCUCAAGUUCCUGCGCAUGAAGCUCUGGCUCACCCGCUUCAAGAACAUCAACCCCUUCCCUGUGCCCCACGAACUGCCCCAGGACCCCGUGGACCUGGCCAGGCUGGGGCUGCAGCACAUGGAGCCCGACCUCAGCGCCAGGGUCACCGUGUACCAGAUGCCUUUGUCCAGUGACUCCACAGGCUUGGCAGAUCCCACCCAGCCCUACAUUGUAGGAAUCCAGAGUCCCGAGCAGCAGGCCGCCCUGGCCCACCACAACCCAGCCCGGCCCAUCUUUGUCGAGGGCCCCUUCUCCCUGUGGCUUCGGGACAAGUGUGUCUAUUAUCACAUCCUCAGAGCUGACCUGCUGCCUCCGGAGGAGAGGGAGGUGGAGGAGAUUCCAGAGGAAUGGGACCUCUACUACCCCAUGCAGCUGGACCUAGAGUAUGCAGGGAGCGACUGGGGCAACUGCACAUUCGACGUGGAUGAAGUGGAGGAAGGCCCUGUCUUCGCCAUGUGCAUGGCUGGCGCCCACGACCAGGUGACACUGGGCAAGUGGAUCCAGGGCCUGCAGGAGACCAACCCAGUUCUGGCUCAGAUCCCCGUGGUCUUCCGCCUGGCCAGGUCCACGGGGGAGCUCCUAACCUCCUCCCAAGGGCUGGGAGAGCCACCACCGCCGCCCCCAUCUGAGGGCCAGGAGGAAGACGACGACCAUCUGCAGCGACAGCAGCAGGGGCAGAGCUGAGUCUGAGCCUGGGCCUGAGCCCAGGCGGGGGUCCGAGGAGGCCGUGGACUGCUGUGGGACUGAAAUGGCCUUUGAGCAUACAGCCAAUAAAUGUUUUCCUGCUUGG